AGAGAUGUCUUCUUCUGUCAGCAUGGUGUGGACGGGCGACGUCUCGGAGGCAGCCGAGUGCUCCGAGCUGUUCGCGCGACGCAUCGCCCUCCUGAGACCGGUGCGGUGCGACCCCACGAUCGACGAGGACAACGUACGGUACGUGCAGACUUCUCGAGAGGCCGAGCUGACGGAACGCGUCUGCGUCCGAGACUGCGUGGUGGCGUUGGCCACUGCCAAGCUGCGGCGUCACCUGUGCGUCACCGCCAUCAAGGCCGCGGGACCUCGGCGAGCCCUCGUACUCGGCGAGCACGUCGGCGAAGCCGACGACUUCCUCGGCUUCCUGCGGAUACUUCUCCCGGCCGACGUGCGCGUUCUCGGGCGACCGACGUCCUGCUGGUCGCGGGCCAUGUUCGAAGGCGUGCGCCUCGUGGAACCGGACGUCUUCUUGGAGUUCGUGUCCAGGGGCUUGCGGCCGUCCAGCGACAUGUUCGGGGUCCUGAUCCUGCUAGACUUUCAGCACUACCUGGAGCCGGAACACCCGUACCGCAAGAUAGUCGCCGUGAUUCAAGACUGUCGGGACGAAGAACGAGAAGGGUCGUCGCAGAGCAGGAUGCGGCUGCUCGCCAUUGUCAGCAAGCUGGACGUCUGCAAUCUCGAUUCCCUCGAAUCGGUGCUCAAAGUUCUGAGGACGCCCAUGAGGCUGACUUGUUGCCUCGGAACGGCAGGCAGGCCGCACUCGAAGGAAAUAGAAAUACAGGUGCGCAAGCUUCAUUUAGACCACCGGAUCUUGAAGCCAGCUGGAACCGCUCCCUUCUUCGACGCCGACGAGGUCAACAAACUCGGCAAGACCCUGCGGGAGCACGGCUUCCUUGCGGCGCACCUGCAAGCCGAGAAGAUAGUCGCAGCCGCACCGAGACCCGUCCCGAGAGAUUUCGUGUCCCAAUGCAGAACUCGGCUCGCCGCUCUCAAGGCCACCGCAGUCAAGGAGUGCUGCCGAGGAAGGACUCUUGCCCUGGUGACGUCGACGCGGUUGCUGCGUGACCUGAAGGAGCACAUCCGGAGAGACGGUUCCGUUCCACUCGUCGAAAGCCAGGUUCCCGCCAACGUCUCUCCGGAAUCUUCCAUUGUCCUGGUGGCCACGACGGGAGACCUGCCGACGGUGUCGCGUCACAGCUGGGGAGCCGUCGUGCUGUGCGACCUGCCUUUCGGCGUCGCCUGCGACGCGCUGCUCAAGAGGGCCUCCAGCGUAGUGGCCCUCGCGGCGGACCACGAGUGGAGGGCCUGGAAGGAAACCCUCCAGCUGCACGAUGACUUGGAGCUUCUUCUGCAGCGUGUCAAUGAGUGAGCGCGCGUAUGGAAACGAGAAGAGCAGAUUUAACCACCAGCAUCUGCGUCAUUGGACAGACAGCCUCAAUACUGCUUCGCCAAUGCAUGCUUCAAAUGAUACGUGUACAAAUUAAGGUCGAUGCAUCGACGUGAAUGCACGUGAAGGGUGAUCUCGCUUUUAAUAAAUACAAACGAGCGAAUCGAUGAGUACAAGAAAAACGAAUAUAUUGAUAAGAAAGGAGAUUUACGAAAUAAAAUUGUCUCGUUCAAAAUGCGUAUUCGACGAUGUACCAGUGUGCUUCGGUGUGACUGAAGAAAGCGCACGGAGUCUUUGUUUUGGCUUGCCUGCGGCCCAGAUAAAGGGGCUUUUGCUUUGCACAACGUUAUGUAUCUGGCGAAAAUACAAAGCUUCAUUUGGUCGCCAUCAGAGUAGGUGUUUUAUUCGACAAUAAAAUAUCCAGAGUUUGCCAGUUUCUCUUUUUUUAGGCAGGAACGACACCCUCGGAAACCUGGCGUGCGCAGGACGUGCUGCCCUCACGGGGCUGUUUGCCUGCGACCCCGGCGUCGCCAUAAAGAUUGACCCCUAAAACUCACUGCCCUCACAGGCCAUGGGCCGAUUCCUUCUUGGGCGUGUAGCAUAGGCCAAGACGGGCUCGAAAUAAGCAGACAAUGCGCGACACCUGAUACGCAGUCCUCAGCGGCUGAACAGAAGACGUCGGUACUGGACAAUACAAAAGCAGCAGCAACGAUUGCUG
Dermacentor andersoni is the source of this 2063-nucleotide messenger RNA. RefSeq lists its product as uncharacterized. NCBI's taxonomy places the organism in Eukaryota, Metazoa, Arthropoda, Arachnida, Ixodida, Ixodidae. The record is from RefSeq and is a predicted model, not a curated record.